GGCCUGCUGCCUGUUCGCUCAGAACUCCGCUGUGGUUCACGUGGGCAGGAGAGAGCACCACCACCGCGCUUUCAGGCUCUUGGACCACGGCCAGUGGGAGGAGGUGGCGCCGUGCGACUUCGACGGCGAGCAGGUGGCGCUGCUCGACCGGAGCAACGCGAUCCAGCAAGGCGGGAAUUCCACGGUCCGGAUUCGAGUGAUGCAUUUGGAGACGAAUCAGCUGACCGAGGUCGACAAGCUUCAUGGGGCUUCACAGAUGUCGAUCUUGAAGCUGUGGAACUCGAAUUGCAUUGCGUACGCGGUGGAGAGCAUUGCUUCACAACGUUUUGAUUGUGCCGCUUCGUCAAAUUGGCUGAUGCGUGGUUGCAGGCAACAGGGCAUAAUUAUGAUAGCGUGUUAGUUGCGGGAGCGAUGCAAGGACCAGGUGCACGACGAGACUCCUGCGGAUUCGCGAAAGAAGAGGCAUGCACGAGCAAAGCGGCAGCGGCUGCGCAGCCCUUUUGAGAUUCCAAAGCGCCUUUUGUGACGCCGGCUCCCCCUCCGCGCCCCGGCCGUGGCCCUCGAGGUUGCGAUGGCGGCCCGGCGUGAAGCACUGAUCCAGGCAGCCAGCGCCGUGCCGCAUCAGACGAAGGUGAAAUGGCAGGCGGCGUUCAACCAGUUCGACAUUG
Molecule: messenger RNA, 668 nt
Organism: Prorocentrum cordatum
Lineage: Eukaryota; Dinophyceae; Prorocentrales; Prorocentraceae
Source: the annotation of a GenBank genome assembly